This is a messenger RNA of Musca domestica (house fly), 2488 nucleotides long. RefSeq names its product ATPase family AAA domain-containing protein 3A homolog. Gene Ontology annotation, molecular function: ATP binding; ATP hydrolysis activity; zinc ion binding. The transcript is spliced from 6 exons. Bases 82 to 1854 code for a protein of 590 amino acids. NCBI's taxonomy places the organism in Eukaryota, Metazoa, Arthropoda, Insecta, Diptera, Muscidae. The record is from RefSeq and is a predicted model, not a curated record. Gene Ontology annotation, biological process: mitochondrion organization. Gene Ontology annotation, cellular component: mitochondrion.
CACGUUUUUGCAGAAGAGAUUUUUGUCGAAAAUUCAACGAUUUUUUCUAUUAAAAACUAAACUUUAAACUCAAAUUACGCUAUGUCUUGGUUAUUGGGAAGAAACAGGCCCCAGCAGCCCCAAGAUGUGCCACCCAGUGAUGGUGGAAAUCCUGAUGGAGCAACUGCCGGCGAACGUUCUGGGGAUGCCCAAUUGUCGAAGGCCGAACGUAAGGCCAUGGAAGCUUAUCGUUUCGAUUCAUCUGCCCUGGAGAGAGCUGCAGAGGCAGCCAAAACAUUGGAAAGGUCAAGACAUGCCCGUGAAGCUUUGGAACUGUCCAAACUGCAGGAGGUUACCCGUCAACAGGAAUAUCAACAAAAGGUCAAAGAGUAUGAGGCCCAUAUUGAACAGGCCAAGGUGGAGCAAAGGCGCAUUGACCAUGAGGAGAGACGGAAGACAUUGAUUGAAGAGACAAAGCAACAACAACAACGUGCCCAAUAUCAAGAUCAGCUGGCCCGUAAACGUUAUGAAGAUCAAUUGGCCCAGCAACAGCGUGUCCAGGAAGAAAACUUGAGAAAACAAGAAGAAAGUGUGGCCCGCCAGGAAGCUAUGCGCCGCCAAACCAUUGAACAUGAAAUUGAAAUGAAGGAAAAGAAUCGCUUAAAACUGUUGGAACAUGAAAUGCGUGUCAAAGCCAAGGUUGAUCGGGAAAAUCGUGAUAUCAAUUUGGAACAGAUUCGUUUGAAGGCUCAGGAACAACGUACAACUAUCUUGGAGGGUAUCAAAACUGCCGGCACAGUUAUUGGUACUGGUGUCGAGGCCAUGCUUACAGAUUGGGAUAAAGUUUUGACGGCAGCCGGAGGUUUGUCAUUGUUGGCUUUGGGUGUCUACGCCGCCAAGGGUGCCACUGGUGUAACAUCACGUUACAUUGAAUCUCGCAUAGGCAAACCAACAUUGGUGGGAGAAACCUCACGUUUUGCAAUUUUGGACGCUGUUCAACAUCCCAUCAAAUAUGUCAAGAAAUUGAAAUCGAAACCGGCUGAUGCAUUGCAAGGUGUUGUCCUUAAUCCCAAACUGGAGGAACGUUUAAGAGACGUGGCUAUUGCCACCAAAAAUACUCGCAUUAAUCGUGGCAUGUACAGAAAUAUCCUUAUGCACGGUCCACCCGGUACUGGUAAGACUAUGUUUGCCAAAAAACUUGCCGAACAUUCGGGUAUGGAUUAUGCCAUUAUGACUGGUGGUGAUGUUGCCCCAAUGGGCAAGGAAGCCGUCACUGCUAUCCACAAAGUGUUCGAUUGGUCCCAGACCAGUCGUCGUGGCUUGCUGUUGUUUGUUGACGAAGCUGAUGCCUUCUUGCGUAAACGUUCCUCGGAGCACAUUUCAGAAGAUUUGAGAGCAGCUCUUAAUGCAUUCUUGUACCGUACAUCUGAACAAAAUUCCAAGUUCAUGUUGGUAUUGGCUUCAAAUACACCCGAACAAUUUGAUUAUGCCAUCAACGAUCGUUUGGAUGAAAUGGUUGAAUUCACCCUACCCGGUUUGGAAGAACGUGAACGUCUCCUACGCUUGUAUUUCGAUAAAUAUGUGUUGCAACCAGCAGCCGAAGGAGCCAAGCGUUUCAAAUUGGAGCAAUUCGAUUAUGGUGCAGCCUGUUCGAAAAUGGCUAAAAUGUGCGAGGGCAUGUCUGGUCGUGAAAUUUCCAAAUUGGGUGUCUCCUGGCAAGCAGCCGUUUAUGCCUCCGAAGAUGGUGUAUUGACGGAAAAAAUGGUCUUGGAUAGAGCAGAAGCUGCUGCCCAACAACACAAACAGAAGAUGGCCUGGUUGUCGGAACAAGAACGUUUAGAUCACAAAUCUAUUACAGGUGGUAAAUCGAAUUAGAUUUUAGUUGCGAUCUUCAUUUACUAUUUAGUUAGUAAUAUCACUAACCUUACAACCAACCUACAGUUUAACUUUAAUGCUAAUUAAGUUUUAAGUUUAGAAAAAAAAACACACUAAACAACACUGAGAUAAAAGCAGAGCUUUCCUGAUGUCUGUAAAUUGAAGCGAAAAAAAGAAGUACAAAACUGCAAAGCUUAAUAACUGCCAUAUCCCAUACAGCCACUCAAAUAGACAGAAAACCAAUUUGUACAGGGACGUAAUUUAAGAUUUUUAUUACCGUUUAAAUUACGUCUCCUUUAAAUGGGAUUUGAAAUAACACAGGGACUUCUUUUUGUUUUGUAAAUACUUAUUCUUAAGGUUUAUAUUUGUUGUUUAAGAAUAUCAUAUUUGUACGUAUGCCUCCCACAUUGAAAACAAGACACGUCGUGUAAAUCAGAAAGGCUUUGUUAUCUGUAGAAGAAAAUGAAAAUGACCCGUUGUUGACUGCUGAAUUACGCAUUUUUGCCAAAGAAAAACAAAUCGAACAUUGCAUUUUUGGGAAAUUUAUAUUAAACUUCUCGCAUUUGUUCGUUGAAAUAUUUGGUGCGAAAACAAUUUUACUAGCAGUAAUCUUUUUUGUUUCCUCUUUUUUAUA